AAUAACGUUCUACAGAUUAGGACUCAGUACAAAUAUAUACAAUGUAUUCAAAGAUUAUCUGUCUGUCGUUGUUGGUCGCUGCUGCCAUAGCCCAGUAUGACCACGGUCAUGGUUCAGCAUAUUCCUCUCAACACUUCAUCAAACACGACGGUCAUCCAGAAAUAGUACAAGCACAUGGACACCAUGGGCAUGGACAUCAUGACUACCAUACUCACCCCCACUACACAUUCGACUACAAAGUGGAAGACCCUCACACAGGAGACAUGAAGUCUCAGCACGAGAGUAGAGACGGAGACGUGGUGAAGGGAGUCUACUCGCUGCAUCAGCCUGAUGGUUCACUGAGGACCGUGCACUAUCAUGGUGACCAUCAUACAGGUCCUAAGCGAAUUAUCUGCCUGUCGUUGUUGGUUGCUGCUGUCGUAGCCCAGUAUGGACACGGUCACGGUUCAGCUUAUUCCUCUCAACACUUCAUCAAACACGACGGUCAUCCAGAAAUAGUACAAGUACAUGGACACCAUGGGCAUGGACAUCAUGACUACCAUACUCACCCCCACUACACAUUCGACUACAAAGUGGAAGACCCUCACACAGGAGACAUGAAGUCUCAGCACGAGACUAGAGACGGAGACGUGGUGAAGGGAGUCUACUCGCUGCAUCAGCCUGAUGGUUCACUGAGGACCGUGCACUAUCAUGGUGACCACCAUACCGGGUAA
Leptidea sinapis is the source of this 713-nucleotide messenger RNA. Its product is annotated as histidine-rich glycoprotein-like. The transcript has 6 exons. NCBI's taxonomy places the organism in Eukaryota, Metazoa, Arthropoda, Insecta, Lepidoptera, Pieridae. The record is from RefSeq and is a predicted model, not a curated record. Bases 42 to 713 code for a protein of 223 amino acids. Gene Ontology annotation, cellular component: extracellular matrix.